Monoraphidium neglectum is the source of this 840-nucleotide messenger RNA. RefSeq lists its product as hypothetical. The coding region runs from base 1 to 840 and encodes 279 amino acids. The transcript has 5 exons. The record is from RefSeq and is a predicted model, not a curated record. NCBI's taxonomy places the organism in Eukaryota, Viridiplantae, Chlorophyta, Chlorophyceae, Sphaeropleales, Selenastraceae.
AUGCUGUGCGCUGACCUGUCGGAGGCCUCAGCCAGCAGCGUGGCGUGGCGGCGCGUGGCGGCUGUCCCAGCCGGUUCCCCCCUCUCAAGCGAGGGCAUCUCCCUACUGCACUGCCCGGAGCUCGGCCUGCUGGUGGCGUUCGGCGGGUACAAUGGGAAAUACCACAACGCAGUCAGCGUCUUCAAGCUACCCGCCGCCGACGACGGCCACCCCGCCGCGCCGGCGGAGGCGGCCUCGGCGCCGCAGCAGCACCAGCGGCAGUCAUUGGAGGCCGGGCCGCAGCAACAGCAGCAGCAGCAGGCGGAGUUGAAGCAGCAGCAGCAACAGCAGGCGUACUCGAACGGCAACGGCUCCGCGGCCGCGGCGUCGUCGGCGCCUGCGCCCGCGCCCGCGAUCCGCUCCGGCGGCAGCGGCAGCUUUGGCGCGGCGCCCCAGGGCGAGAGCCUGCUGCGGGAGCUGGCGGUGGCGCGGGAGACCCUGAAAAGGGACCUGGCGGCAGCGCAGGCGGCGGCGGCCGAGGCGCAGCAGCAGGUGGCGGCAGCCCAGGAGUCUGCAGGGCAGGAGAUCGCCCUCCUGCGACGCCAGCUGUCGGCGGCGCAGGCCGCGCUCGGCGACGCGGAAAGGUCCCUGGACGACGCGCGCCACCAGCUGUCGGCUGAGCAGGCGCGCACCCUCAAGCUGGAGGCCACAGUGGCAGAGCUCAACGAACGCCUGGCGCAGGUCGGCGACCUGGAGCGCGAGCUGGGGCGCUACCGCAAGAUGGACUCGGAGGGCCGCAAGGGCAGCGGCAUAUGGGGAUACAUCACAGGGACACCAGCCGCCGCCGGCGGCGGCGCCUGA